Messenger RNA from Xenia sp. Carnegie-2017, 1237 nucleotides. Its product is annotated as protein AKTIP homolog. NCBI's taxonomy places the organism in Eukaryota, Metazoa, Cnidaria, Anthozoa, Malacalcyonacea, Xeniidae. The record is from RefSeq and is a predicted model, not a curated record. The coding region runs from base 221 to 1102 and encodes 293 amino acids. The transcript is spliced from 9 exons.
UAAGAAAUGUGUUUGUAAACAGCACACUGGUGAGGUGAUUGGCGGAAUGCAGUCGAAACGGAAAAUUUCCGACAUAUUUGACGAUCAUUUUGCGGUAAUUUGGCGAACGAUUAAAAAUUUUGAUAAUCAGUAUCCUAGGUAAACAAGCUGUAAAAUAUUUUCAUUUUAUUUCUUAUUAAUUUGUUUGUACGUAUUAUGGAAUCAUGACUACUGAAAAACCAUGCUGAAGGACAUGAAAUAUCAAAUAAAGCGAAAGCUAUUUCUGUCAGAUAAUAACCAGCCACAACCAGGAAAGCCAACAAAUACCCAAGAUGGUGAAAAGGAAGAAGUGGAACGAAAAAGGUUGCCAAGUAUUCCCACUCCAGAUCUUGAUGAGUACAUGAAUAGAUCUGUGGCAAAACAGAAAGCCAAUGUGACAUCGUCAGAAGUGUUGAAAUCAUAUGGACCUUAUUUCAUGGAAUACACUCUCCUUGCUGAAUAUAACCUUUUACAAAAUCAGCUGAUUCCUGGUUUGUAUGUACUUCCUGCGGCGAAGACACCAUUAAUUUGGUAUGGUGUACUAUUUAUCCACCAUGGCAUUUACGAAGAUGGUGUUUUUAAAUUUAUAAUGACUAUACCUGAAACAUUUCCUGAUGGUGAAUGUCCUUUGGUGAAGUUUGUUCCUCCUGUUUAUCAUCCUUUGAUCAACAUUGAAAGUGGCGAGGUGGAUGUAAAGCAAGCCUUUCCUUCUUGGAGAAGAACUGUAAAUCAUUUGUGGCAAGUUUUGUUAUUUGUCAGAAGGUUAUUUUAUCGAAUUGAAAUCUCUGAUGCAGUGAAUGAAGAGGCAGCUGAACUAUACAACAAUGAUAAUGAAUCAUAUAGAAAAAAAGUUUCCGAAAAUAUACGCUUAUGUUCUGAACAACUCAGUGAAAAUAUUGACGAUGAUCCUCAUUCAAUAAGAUUUACUGAAUGGGAUUUCAGUAAACACGGAAACGUAAAAAAUUCAAUGAUUAAUUUUGUGGAAAAAAAAUCGUCUACAAUGUCAAGAAAUGCUCAACUAUCAGGAUUGUCAUGGGUUGAAAAAGGAUCAGUUAAAAUUUUUAGUAAACAUGAUGAAACUUAAAUUUAACAUUAGAUAUUUCGAGAUACCAUUCUACAUUGGUUUUUUUUUAAUCAUUCCAUAUCUUUGUAAUAUAUUAUGUUUAAAAGCAUUGUAAAAAGGAUUCUAGGUCUUGUUAUUAAGAGUGUGAUACUUUAA